AUGUCGGCUAGGGUGGAGCUUUAUGCGUGGGGGCACUCUGAUUCAGAUGAACGUAGUCGGUCGCCGUCGCCCGUCCUGUCCAUGCAGGACACUUCUUCCUCGACGCCGCCAUCGUCGCGUUCAUCGAUCGAUGAACGCGGCCACCGUGACUUGAUGCGAUGGAAUGAUCGCUUUCCAGUCACUACGCAGCCAUCGCGCGAUGUCAUCCUGCUCGGACUCGACGCUGAUGUGAACGCAGACAUGAUGCGCACACUCGUGACAGCUCUUGCCAACAUGGUCGAUGCGCGCCUCGCGCCUCCGCCACAGGAUGUGACCGUGAUCCGUGAUCGCAAUAAUGGUACCUCUAAGGGCUUUGGUUUUGUCAAGUUCAGCACCCUCGAAGACGCGAAACGCUUUGUAUAUUUGCACGCACCAUUCAUCUCGAACCCCGACACUUGGCUGGGCCCGGUGAAGCAAACGGGACUGCGCCGCAAACGCAUCAAAAUUGAUUUUAGCAAUAGCGAGAGACCGCAGGGCGGGCUUUCGUACUAUGAACAGCACAAUGCCCCUGACAGCAAGGACCAGCUCAAAAAAGCCCGAGCUCGUCGUGCCAAGCUGAUGGCGGGAGCCGUGCCUGCUCAUCAGCAAAUGGACUUGGCGAAUGAGAACGCCGGUCUACGCGACGCGUCUGCUUUUCCCACCGAUAUGCUUCUGCUCACGAAUGUGCGCCUUUCUGAAACUGCGUCGAGCAUCGGUGCUGUUCUCUGUCAGGCAAGUUCGGCCAUGGAGCAAGUGUUGCUUCUUCGAAGCAGGUCGACGAAAGAGUCCACAGGUCGCGUUUUUGUCGUGCUGCGCGACUCGGACGCAGCUAAAGCUAUGCUGGUCACUCUGCGUGACAGGCAAAAAGGCUACCUGUCUCUGCUUGGUGACAGUGUCAAGACAUCGUAUGCGGACGCCAUUGUCAUGGAAGAAGCCGAUCCAUUUGACCCGACGAACGCCGCCCACGUGUUUGAAGACCGAUGCGGUCGAACGUGGCGGUACGAGGACGAAUCACUUGGCUUGGACUUGUGGAAGCCUGAGGAUAUGUUGCCGACGAGUGCGCCUUCCUCGACAAGCUCAUCUGUGUCCGAAGCACACACACCGCCCCCUGCCCAUGGGCCUCUCGUCUCGCAUGCGCCUCCCGUCGCGACGGCAGCGCCAGAGCCGAUCAUGUCACACGGCACUUCGUACUAUAUGCCCCAGCCCGCCAUGAUCGCACCCAAGCCACCGCCUAUGUCGCAGCAUGCCGUUCUCCGCAUGCUCAACUUUUCCGAUGCAUCGCGUCGCAUUUGCGUGCUGUGCCAACGUCAGUUCCGCUCGAUGGAUAUGCUGCAUCGUCACACGGAAGAAAGUGCACUGCAUCAAGCUAACUUGAAUGAUGAGGCAGCAUGCCGCGCAGGCGCAGCUCGCAUGCUGUCCAUGCCGUCGAAUGUCAAGGAGAACGUGACGGCAACGCCUCUGCCGCCGCCCACCAUGAUGCUUCCGACGUUCGAAAAGAACGAGGCGAAAGUACUCGGUAUGCGCCCAGCCCUGCAGCAAGUUGGCUGGAACGCAUCUCCCACGCAAGCAUGGACCAUGCCGUCCUUUUCGAUACCUCUAGUUGCGUCUUCUUGGCCCGCCAUGUAA
Malassezia restricta is the source of this 1644-nucleotide messenger RNA. RefSeq names its product RNA-binding protein. The record is from RefSeq and is a predicted model, not a curated record. Bases 1 to 1644 code for a protein of 547 amino acids. Gene Ontology annotation, biological process: mRNA splicing, via spliceosome. Gene Ontology annotation, cellular component: nucleus. NCBI's taxonomy places the organism in Eukaryota, Fungi, Basidiomycota, Malasseziomycetes, Malasseziales, Malasseziaceae. The transcript has a single exon. Gene Ontology annotation, molecular function: RNA binding.